Mycotypha africana is the source of this 1765-nucleotide messenger RNA. RefSeq names its product glycoside hydrolase superfamily. NCBI's taxonomy places the organism in Eukaryota, Fungi, Mucoromycota, Mucoromycetes, Mucorales, Mycotyphaceae. The coding region runs from base 85 to 1617 and encodes 510 amino acids. Gene Ontology annotation, molecular function: carbohydrate binding; chitinase activity. The transcript is spliced from 12 exons. The record is from RefSeq and is a predicted model, not a curated record. Gene Ontology annotation, cellular component: extracellular region. Gene Ontology annotation, biological process: carbohydrate metabolic process.
GUUCAAAGCUGUAACCACUAUUAACUCUUCUUUCAUUAUUCAACCUUUAUAUAAUUGACAACAAUUGGUUUGUAAUCCGAAACGAUGAGAAGCAUAGUAUUGACUACUUUAGCUGCUACAUUUGCAGGCCUUGCAGCUGCUUAUAAUAACGAAUGCAAUAACAAUAUUGUGGAAUAUUGGGGACAAAACUCUUACGGUGCUGCUAAUGGCAAUGAUCCUUCAGGAUGGCAACAGCCGCUCAGGUUCUAUUGCAAUGAUGACACAGUCGACGUUUUACCUAUUGCUUUCUUGACAACCUUUUUCGGCAAAAAUGGUGAGCCUGAAAUCAACUUGGCAAAUUAUUGUAAUAGUGUGGAUAACGCUACCUUUCCUGGCAGCAACUUGGCAAAUUGUCAAAACUUGUCGAGUGAUAUUGAAUAUUGUCAAAGUAAAGGCAAGUUGGUCACUAUUUCAUUGGGUGGCGCUACUGGCGGUGUUGGUUUCCAAUCGGAUGCUCAAGCGUCUUCAUUUGCUGAUACCCUGUGGAAUUUAUUCUUUGGCGGUAAAUCUAACACACGUCCCUUUGGUGACGCUAUUCUGGAUGGCAUUGAUCUCGAUAUUGAAGGUGGUGGACCCAACCAUUAUGUAACCUUCCUUAACAAGCUAAACGGUUACUUUAAAUCGGCGUCCAAGAAAUAUUACGUAACAGCCGCUCCUCAAUGUGUUUAUCCUGAUGCCAACCUACAAACGACGUUGAACGGCUAUCCCUUCGACGCUGUUUAUGUACAAUUCUAUAACAAUCCCUGUGGUCUUCAAAAUUAUAAUUCUGCCUCUCAGUGGAAUUUCGGUAUUUGGGACCUUUGGGCUCGUACAGUUUCUCCUAACCCUAAUGUCAAAAUCUACAUCGGUGCCCCUGCUAGUUCUUCUGCUGCGGGCGGAGGAUACGUAGAUGCUGCUACUUUGUCAAAAAUUGCCGUCAACACUCGUAACAGUUUCCCUAGCUUUGGUGGUGUUAUGUUCUGGGAUGCCUCUCAAGCCUAUAAGAACAAUCGAAUUGAUAAUACAGUAAAAUCUGCUCUUGCUUCUGGAAAGCGAUGUGACGGAGGCUUUACCUAUCCUGCUUGUACUGCACCUGCUUACUCUGCUGGCACUAUGUAUCCUGGCGGUACAACUGUUUCUUACAAUGCCUAUAUGUGGACUGCUAAAUGGUACGCAUCUUCAGCACCCUCCAAUAAUGUCAACAGUGACUGGUCUCCUAUCAGUGCUUGUUCUGGUUCAGGAGGCUCCGGCCCUACCACUACCACCAGUGCUAGCAAGACUACUACUACUACUACCAGUACUACCACUACCAGAUCGUCUAUUACUACCACUACCACAAAGACAUCCACGACAACCACAUCUGCUACUCCUACUACUACUUCUACAGGCGGUAACUGUGCAGGUGUGAGUGCUUGGUCUUCCUCUAACAUCUAUACAAAUGGUAAUAGGGUAACUUAUCAAGGAAGUCUCUGGCAAGCCAAAUGGUGGACUCAGAACGAUGUUCCUGGCGGUCUUGCUGAUGUUUGGACUAAUUUAGGAUCUUGUUCAUCCUCCCUCAAGCGUAGACGCAGCAAGAGGAGUUUGAGGCGUUCAUUCUAGAAAUAAGGCUUCCAUAUCUAUAGUUCUUUUUUUAUGAAACUGUUAGAUAAUAUCCAUUUUAUUAGCAACUCUAUCUUUCUUUGCACAAACUUUUAUCAUUUUUUUCUAUGAAUCGUUUUUGCUUACACUACGAUAUUUAUACAUAAAC